Cucurbita moschata (crookneck pumpkin) is the source of this 1910-nucleotide messenger RNA. RefSeq names its product sugar carrier protein C-like. The record is from RefSeq and is a predicted model, not a curated record. Gene Ontology annotation, molecular function: monosaccharide transmembrane transporter activity. NCBI's taxonomy places the organism in Eukaryota, Viridiplantae, Streptophyta, Magnoliopsida, Cucurbitales, Cucurbitaceae. Gene Ontology annotation, biological process: monosaccharide transmembrane transport. The coding region runs from base 46 to 1368 and encodes 440 amino acids. Gene Ontology annotation, cellular component: membrane. The transcript has 3 exons.
GUUCAAUUUCUAGCUCAUCUUGUUCUUGUUUGAGCUUGAUCCAAAAUGACGGCUGUCGGAAUCGCCGUCGGCGGCAGUAAAAAAGAGUAUCCCGGCAACCUUACUCUGUAUGUCACUUUAACAUGUGUCGUUGCCGCCAUGGGCGGUCUGAUUUUCGGCUACGAUAUUGGGAUUUCAGGUGGGGUGACUUCCAUGGACUCGUUCUUGAGGAAAUUCUUCCCAUCGGUGUUCAGAAAGAAGCACGAGAACCAAACGACGAACCAGUACUGUCAAUACGACAGCGUGACGUUGACGUUGUUCACGUCGUCGCUUUACUUAGCGGCGCUGUUGUCGUCGUUGGUUGCGUCGACGGUGACGCGUAAAUUUGGGAGGAAAUUGUCUAUGUUGUUCGGUGGUGUCCUGUUUUGCGCCGGUGCUAUCAUUAAUGCCGCUGCUAAGAACGUUGAGAUGCUUAUUAUUGGCCGUAUUUUGCUUGGUUUUGGCAUCGGCUUUGCCAAUCAGAGCUUCCAGGAUCCGAAACAAAUGUCAUCACCAUUCAAAGUCACCAGAGGAGAAGUGACAAUGAUAAAGAGUGGAAAGGAGGGGAGUGUAAUGCUCCAAUACCUGUUACUCACAAAGAGUAACUACACGGCAUGGUUGAUCAAGAUGCGUGUCAACUUACAAGCACAAGGCGUGUGGGACGUCAUCGAGCAUGGUGACAUUGAGGAGAGUAAGGAUAGGAUGGCUUUUGCCGCCAUUUACCAAGCAGUUCCGGAGGACAUUCUUCUCAUGUUGGCAGAGAAGGAUUCGGCAAAGGCAAUGUGGGAGACGCUGCAAAAAAUGCAUGUAUGUGUCAAGGAAGCAAAGGUGCAGACCUUGAAGAGUGAGUUCGAGGCUAUCCGCAUGAAGAACGGUGAGUCAAUAGAUGACUUUUCCAUGAAGUUGACGAUAAUCGUCAGCGGCAUCCGUUCAAUAGGCGACAUGGUGGAGGAGAUCUUCGUCGUCAAGAAGUUCCUUCGAGCAGUUCCCUCAAGAUUCAUGCAAAUUGUUACCUCCAUCGAGCAGUUCGGCGACCUCAAGAAUAUGUCAGUUGAGGAGGUCGUUGGUCGUCUAAAGGUCCAUGAGGAGAGACUUCGUGGCUAUGAAGACAAAGAGGAGGAAAAACACCUCUUACUCACACAUGAAGAGUGGCUUGCACGAACAAAAAAGAAUGAUGUGGCUGACUCUUUUUUUUCAAGUACGAGGGGACGCGACAGCCAUAACAACGAAAACAAAGGUCGUGAACGUAGUCGUGGACAUGGCCGUGGACGUGGUGGCAGAGGAGGUCGUGGCAAUACCUCACAAACCUAUGACAAUGUCAACCCCUGGAAGGACAAAAAGUAUGAUUAAGUGUUACUCUUGUGGAAAAUAUGAGCACUAUGUGAUAGAAUGCAGCAAGAAGAAGCGAGAUGAGGAGGCAAACCUCACACUCAUGCAAGAUCAAGAGCCCGCAUUGAUGUUGGCCGAGAAGAUGCCCAACCUGUUGAUGCUCAACGAAGAAAAGGUUAUGGCGAAUCUUCUCACAAAAUGAGAAGAUCGAGUGGAGACCAACAUGUGGUGCCUUGACAACGGAGCAAACAACUACAUGACCGGAGAUCGAACAAAGUUCAAGGAGCUUGAUGAGAAGCUUAUUGAAAACUUGAAGUUUGGCGAUGGAUCAAUUGUACCGAUCCAAGGCAAAGGAUCUAUCUUGUUCCAGUGCAAGAAUGGCGACCAACGUUUACUGACCAAUGUAUACUGUAUCCCAAACUUGAAGAGCAACAUUAUCAAUCUUGGUCAAAUGACGGAAGAACGAAGUAGAGUGGAGUUAGUUGGCUCGUUUUUAAGAUGUUCGACAUAAAAUGGAACUUUGUUGAUGAAGGUAAAACAGUCGCAUAACCGCCUAUACAAGA